Molecule: messenger RNA, 2318 nt
Organism: Grammomys surdaster
Lineage: Eukaryota; Metazoa; Chordata; Mammalia; Rodentia; Muridae
Gene: Ifi44
Product: interferon induced protein 44
Exons: 8
Coding region: 194-1420 (408 amino acids)
Source: RefSeq, a predicted model, not a curated record
AAGCAGGAAGCUGCAAGCAGUGGAAAAGUUUCUUUUCUUAAUUUUCUGCAGGCUUGGUCACUAAGACAGAAGCCAGCCUUCGUAGAGACUCUUCACACAGGUUUACCUCCUGUUCAUUAAUUUCCUGUGUCCUAUGAGACAGAGUAAACGAGAGCUUUGUGUGUUUAAAGAGGCUUUUCCACUCGACUGAAGUAUGGCCAUGAGAACCCGUUUGACAUGGGAGCAAGAAAAGUGCCUGCAGAAUUACUUUGAAGGAAAACGGUUUUGUCUUCUUUACAAGGCGAGUGUGCAGAAGUUUUCUCAGCAGAAUUUGCUUCGGAAAUGUCAGGAUCAAGGUCCUACCAUGAUAGUGGUUUAUAGUGGAAAGUGUGUUGUUGGCAUGUACCUGCAUGAAGGCUUCCAGGAAAAAGAAGUUUCUAUCACCCUUUUUGCACUCCAAGAGACCGGAUUGUCACGAUUAGCAAAAAUCCCAGUUUUGCCAAAUUCAUUGUUCUGUUAUAGAAACAGUUCUGAUUUCUUUAUACUCUUAGAGGAGAAAACUGUGACCAUAGAUUCAGCAAUCCGUAAAAAGCUCCGACUGCCUUCUAGCCAUGAUGUCUCAUCUAUUCAGGAGUGUGAAGCUUUUCGAUGUGAUGAGUUAUUGGAUGAAAGAACGACAACAGGAAUUGCUGUGUUACACAGUAAUUUACUGCAUGCCCUGAGAAACUACAAGCCAUACGGAGACCUGAUUCACCAAACACGAAUUCUGCUGCUGGGUCCUAUUGGAGCUGGGAAGUCUAGCUUUGUUAACUCUGUCAAGUCUGUGUUCAGGGGCAGCAUCACACACCAGGCCUUGGUGGGCUGUGACGAAAAUGGAAUAUCUGACAAGUACAGGACGUAUUCCAUCAUGUCCAAGGAUGACAGUGGCCCCCUGCCAUUUGUUCUUUGUGACUCACUGGGGCUGGAUGAGGAUGCAGGCUUGCACACAGAUGAUGUACGUCACAUCUUAAACGGCCACACACCUGACAGAUAUCAGUUCGAUACCAUGAAACCAAUCACAUCAAACCAUCCGAAAUAUAUCCAUGACCCAGUGCUGAAGGACAGAAUUCAUUGUGUGGUGUUUGUGUUUGAUAUUAAUUCUUUUGAACUGCUCUCUUGUGAGCUGGUGGCAAAGAUCAAGCAAAUUCGAAGAGACCUGAUAAAACAUGGUAUUCUGCAUUUGGCUUUGCUUACACACGUGGAUAGCCUGGAUUGGAUUACAAAAGGAGACCUGAUAGAUAUAUACAACUGCAGUCCUGUGAAGUCCAAGAUUCGGUGUACGUGGUCUUCAACUGAUGAACAAAACUCAGUUUGGAGUUGUUCUGUGCAGAGUGGUAAAUAUGGAUCUAUUUUUUUAUUCUUCUACAUGCAGCCACCUGGUUUGAUCAGUCCCACUUGUUGAAGAUGCUGUCUUUUUUUUCUCAGUGUGCAUUUCUGACUUCUUUAGGAAUAACCAGCUGUCCAUAGCUGUGUGGAUUUAUGUCUAGGUCUUCAGUGUGAUCCCACGGAUCGAUGUGUCUGUUUUUAUGCCAAUACCAUGCUGAUUCUGUUACUGUAGCCUGGUAAUACAACUUCAGAUCUGGGAUGGUGCUAUCUGUAUCUCCUAUUUUUCAGCAUUGUUUUUGUGAUCUUGUUUUGCUUUUUUAGGUGUGUGUACUUCCACAUGAGGUUAGAUAUGCUUUCCAAUUUCUGUGAACAGUUAUUUUGGAAUUUUGCUGGGGACUGCAUUGAAUUUGCAGUUUGGUUUUGGUGUGAUGGCCAUUAUCACACUAUCAGUCAGAGCAUGUUAUUUGUUUUUAAUUCAUGCUGAAUAUAUUAAUGCAUUUUAAAUAAAAUCAGUGAUAUUGGAACUUGGUAUAAAAUUCUUCAAGAAAAUAUUGCAGAGGAUCUGACCUUUGAUUUUUAAAAAUAUAGAAAAAUGAUCUCCAAUCUCUUAGUUUUUAUUACUUCUCAUGCUUUAUAUUGGCAUUAGAAUUUUUAUUGUGUUGAGACAACUGAGAGGUUGUGUGUACGUGUCUGUAUUGGGGUGCAUGUGUGUUCACACUCCUAUGUGUAUAAUUGCAUAUGUGUAAGGAAACCCCAAUUCAAUGUUAGGUGUCUUCUCAAUUGAUCUCUAUCUCACUUUUUGAGACAAAGUCUCUCACCAAACUUGGAACAUAUUUACCUGGCUGGAGUGGUAGAUCGGUUAGCCCCUGGGCCCUUCUGUCUCUUCCUUAACACCAAUAUGUUUAAUCUGUGUUGUCACUGUCUGUCAAACUCUGGUCCUCAGUUUGACACAGCUCUGGGUUUCCAAUUUUGUA